Hermetia illucens (black soldier fly) is the source of this 4747-nucleotide messenger RNA. Its product is annotated as zinc finger protein 729-like. The transcript has 3 exons. NCBI's taxonomy places the organism in Eukaryota, Metazoa, Arthropoda, Insecta, Diptera, Stratiomyidae. Gene Ontology annotation, molecular function: zinc ion binding; nucleic acid binding. The coding region runs from base 45 to 3848 and encodes 1267 amino acids. The record is from RefSeq and is a predicted model, not a curated record.
AUUUGUUGUUUUCUGUUGAAGGUUUCUUGCUCCAGAAAGCGAAUAUGGAUUUAAUAUCCUUGCUAAAUUCAGGACAACAUAUAGAGCUUAAAUCAGAGGAAGAGAUUCUCAAUGAGCUCCGAGAAGAUCACCACAUUGACGAUAAUCAUCCAGGUUCCUCGAGCCUUCAGCAAAAGGCGAAGUGUGGCCGUGUCCUGAUAUCAACUGGUGGAAUAUAUAGCAUAGUGUGCGAUGCUUGCAAUGACUACUUCGAUGGAAUGGAUUCAUUUAGCAAUCAUUUGAAGACUUUCCAUUCGGACUAUGGCAUACGAAAAGAUGGCUGGAUUAAGGUUGCUAUUACCGAGGAGCCAACUUUUAAAACUGAGGAAAUCGAUGAUCAAGAAUGCCUCGCAGCUAGCAUCUCUGUCUGCAGAAUUCCAGAAUACUCAAUGUCUAAGAAAUCUGCAGACGAUGUUCCGAAAAAUACUGUCACUAGGAAGGAUCCGGGAAAGGUGGCACAACAGGGUUCCAGCGGAAGCUCGAAAAUUCCAAGAAAACCAACUGGAAUAAUUACCGACGAACCAAUAUAUGACGGAAAAAGGUUAUUUUGUAUCACAUGCGACCGUCAGUUAAAUUCGAAGAAGAGUUUCUUGCGGCAUAAAUACUAUCAUAAGGAGCGGAUCUGCGAACAAGGAAUGGCAAUUUCAGAUCGCGACAGUCAGGAAGAUGUUUCGGCUGAAGCCAUAGUAAAGACUGAAUUAGAUUUUGGUGACUACGAAAUUCAGAAUCCAGCUCUGCCAACAGUGUACAAUGAAGGAAGCAUUGAAAUCAGCGACACCGAUGACAAUACGGAGCCAGGACAUGCAGAUUCAAAUGAUUCGCCAGAUCUACAUUUUCAGAGUCAAGGCAGUUUGUCAGAGAAUAUUUUCGGUAAAAUUCAAAACAAGACUAACUCAACAUACAGAACCAAUUUGACACAGGGGCAGACUAGUGCAAAAGAAAGGACAUUAAACGCAACUUUUUCUAGAAGCGGAGACAAUUUUAACCGAAAGAUUGAACUUAUUAAAUCUGACAUGAAUCCUUCAAGGGCAUCAGUUCAGUUGGGAGGUGCUACGAAAAAUGAGAAAAUGAGACGAAUUAAAACGGUCUUUUCCAAAACACCUACUUUCGAUGAUAAGAAAAACUUUUGCAUCACCUGCAACCGUAAAUUUGCCUCAAGGCGCAGUUUCAAUUCGCAUAAAUAUUUGCAUAGAAGACUAAUUCGUGUAAAACAAAUCCGAUUUUGCUGCGAAUUUUGCCCCAAAAGAUUUAAAUUAGAUUUUGGCUUAAGAGAGCACAUUGUGGCCAAUCACGGAGAUGAGAUUCCAAAGUUCCUACAAGACAAUCCAACAAACCUUGAAUGUCGUUUUUGUUUUAAACAAUUUGAAGAACUAACGCAACGUUACCAACACGAACAAAGUCACGGUGGAGAAAAGAGGCCAUAUCGAUGCUCGUUAUGCGUGAAUUCGUUCUCGAAUCACUUGAAGCGUAAAAUUCACAAAUUAAUUCAUAGAAAAGAUGGCUGGAACCCAAAAAAGCAAGUAAGAUUCAUGUUUUCUGAGAAUCCGAAAUUCAAUGAUAAGAAACGCUUUUGCAUAACAUGCAAUUGUGGAUUUGCUACGAAAAGCAGUCUAGAUAGGCACAAACAAGAGCAUAGAAUGAGGAUUCGUAAAGGACAAGGCAUUGUUCCGAAAGCCAGAGCUCUUUGCGCCAGUGAAGAUGCGGAAGAAAUGAAAUUACAUUCGAAUAAUUCAAUGGAUUCCUAUUGUUUUUCUGAGGAUUCUUCACAGACAAGCUGCGGGGAGAUGCAAAGCAAAAUCGCUGCAAUAGCUGAUACUCAUAUUAAAGAUGAAAUGGCUUCUCCAGAUGAGUACACCUCAUCUUCCGACGAGAGCGAUGAACAAUAUGCUUACAUGGCCUCAAUCGUCUUCACAUUGGAGCCGGAAUUUAACGAAGAAAAAAUGUUUUGUAUCACCUGCAAUUGUCAACUGGAUUCCAAGGAAGCUUUUAGGGCUCAUAAAGAAGGACAUAAAGCAAAAAUUCGAAAGUGGAAAGUCAACCAAGGAAUGCUUCCGAAAGCUACAAUUUCGUGUGAAUUUUGCCCAGAUCAAUUCGGAUCAGAACUUGGUUUAAGAAAACACGCUGCAAGGCACCACGGAGAUAUGAUUCCUACACAUUUCAAGGACGAUCCAACGUAUCUUAAGUGCCGGUUCUGCCACAAGCAAUUUGAGAAACCAACAGAGCGUUACGCGCACGAGAAAAGCCACGCUGGGGAAGAGAAGCAGUAUAAGUGUCCCUUGUGUCCCAAAUCUUUCAAGGACCAAUUCCAACGCAGAAUCCACGAAUCACUUCAUAGAAAGAACGGUUGGAAACCGAAUGAACACGUAAGAAUGGUGUUUUCUGAAAAUCCCCAAUUUGAUGAUGAGAAAUGCUUUUGUAUAACAUGCAACCGUCAAUUUGGCUCCAAGGAUAGUCUUCGUCGUCACAAGCGAACACAUCUAAUAAAGAUUCAUUUGAAACAAGGCAUUCGGGCAAAAGUCGCAACCUAUUGCGAAUUUUGCACGCGACAAUUUAAAUCAGAAAGUGGUUUGCGACAGCAUCUCCUAGCGCAUCACGGAGAUAAGAUCCCGUCAUCCCUCAAGGACGAUCCAACGUACCUUCAAUGUAAGUUUUGUUUUAAGCAAUUCGACAAACCAACAGAACGUUAUCGACACGAGAAAAACCAUCCUAAAGUGGAAAUGCCAUAUCAAUGUCCACUAUGCCCACAAUUGUUCACGACCCUGUGCAAUCGCAAAUAUCAUGAAUUAACUCAUAAAGGGGACGGAGAGCAACCAAAGGAGCAAACAAGCUUCGUUUUUUCAGAGAAUCCCAAGUUCGAUGACAAGAAAUGCUUUUGCAUAACAUGCAAUCGUAAGUUUGUCUCUAAAGAAAGUCUUUAUCGACACAAGCGCGCACAUAAAAUGAAGAUUCGUUUAAAACAGGACACUGAGCCGCCGAAAGUUACAACUUAUUGUGAAUUUUGCAGCAGAUAUUUUAAAUCAGAAGACGGUUUGCGGCGGCAUCUCGUAACGCAUCACGGAGACAAGAUUCCGUCGUCCUUCAAGGACGAUCCAACUUAUCUUCAAUGCAAAUUUUGUUUUAAACAGUUUGAUAAACCAACAGACCGUCACCGACACGAGGAAAGCCACCCUAGAAAAGAGAGACCCUAUAAAUGCCCACAAUGCCCGCAGUUUUUCACGACCCUCUCCAACCGCAAAUCUCAUGAAGUAACUCAUAAAGGAGACGGGCGAAAGCCAGCGCAGCCAAUAAGCAUUGUUUAUUCUGAAAAUCCUGAAUUCGAUGAUGAAAAAAUCUUUUGUAUAACAUGCAAUCGCGGAUUUGCCUCUAAAGUCAGUUUUUACAAUCACAAACAAAAGCAUCGAAUUGGGAUUCGUAAAAAACAAGGCAUUCUACCGAAAGCCUCAUUUCGUUGUGAAUUGUGUUCUAAAAAAUUUAUGUCAGAUCUUGGUUUGAGACAGCAUAUUGUCCAGCAUCAUGGCGACACGAUCCCAGCGUCCUUCAAAGACGAUCCAACAUACCUUAAGUGUCGGUUUUGUCACAAGCAAUUUGAAAAACCAACAGACAGAUACAGCCAUGAAAAAAUUCACGCAAACGAAGAGAAACCGUAUAAAUGCUCAACGUGUUCAAAGGUUUUCGGAAGGAGCACGGAACGCAAGACUCAUGAAACAGUUCAUUCCAAAGCUCGUCCAUUUCGAUGUACUCAAUGUCCUAAUUCUUAUAAAAUACUGUCUAGUCUUAAUCGACAUAUUCAAACUGUCCAUUCUGAUUAAAAACCAAUUCGAUGUAAAACUUCCGGGAACUAAGGUCCUGUAGACUUUGUCAUAAAAUUGUUGCAAUCCCAUGAACUAAGGACAAACUCUGAGGAAGGGGAAUUCGAAUUUAACGCAUCUGUUGGUGUCAAUGAACAACUUUCUAGCCAGAGGAGCUGCCUCUGUUCAGUUAGAAUGAGCCACUAAUGAGACAAUAUCCUUAUCCGAAGAGCUGAGAAAAGAAAAUGAAGAAUUGCGAAAAAAAGGGAAUCGAAGUGUACACCUUAAACCAUGAAACGGUCAUAGUAGAUAGCAGACUAUGUUCGGUAAGAUAGAGUGCAUGCAUUGAACUAUGAAAAAGUGCUGGAGUGAAAUUCCAAAAAUCCUUUAAAAAAGCAUCACAUUUCAAUCCCACUCGUAUUCUUUAACCGAUCUACAUUUCAUUCUACAAACUCAUCAGUUCCUCGCGUGUCCUUUAACCGCUGCGUGGAUCCGCACCGAAAACUGAAAAACAAACAAAGGAAUAUGGCGCGGACCUACCAGAGUAAAGCGCUUGAAGCUAAAACUUCUAAAGAAAAAAAUACAACGCCGUAAAAUUCAGACCUCAAAUGUUGCGAUCGAGAGGGAAGAUCCACGGCGGACCAUCUCCUUGAUUAAUCCUUCUCUUGCGUCAAAUGUUCGUGACCCUCGGGAUUUCCACUCGUCCUUGGCAACCUCAGUCUAUAAAGCUGGAGGAGGGCCAUUUUAUUAGUAUGAGUUCGCGGUAUUUAUUGGGGAGAAGGGGAAGAGCGAGUCCUCAAAUCACGGAUUAAAAUUGACUUUAUGUCAAUUUAAUCCAAUAAUAUUAAGCAAGAAUAAAAUAAAAAUUAAAAAAUUAGAAAAAAAAACACAAAACAAAAACAAAAUACAUUAAAAUUAUA